UUUGCUUGUGUGAUUGUUUUCCAAUUCAGUCGUCGAUUGAUAGUGGUGAUCAGCGAAGAGCGAAAGGAAACCGACAAGCAAAGCAAAAAAAAAAGACGAAGGGAAAGAAUUGUCUCCAGUGAUAAGCAAGCGACGGGCAGCGAUUUUCGAUUUUUCUUGCUUGGUGAAAUAACCCACGAAUUGGGACCUUUUUUCGGAUAGAUAAGCCGGAAGGAUGCUUCCGCUUGUAGCGGAUCUAUGCGACGCCUUAGGAAAUCGUUCCGAGUACGCUACUAAAGAUUCCUCACUCAUCAAGCUUCUGGAAAUAUGACUCCUCUUCCAUGGCAUCCCAUUGACAAUUUGCGACAAUUUAUUAAUCUUCAGCAAUUAUGCAAGACUGAUUUACGUUAAAAUCGUACACGCGAAAACAAUAAGCAUUUAAUCAAGAGGUGGCAAGCUUCGCACAACAAGCCCUACAAGCAAGCAAAUAACCACAAUCCACAAUCGACGGCAGGAUGUCUUACUCAAACGGAACUCAGCUCAAAUCAUCUCCUCCGCCAGGGGGAGCACCGAGUGGUGGAGGCGCCGGUCAGCCGCGUCCUCCAGGCCGACCCCAAAACUAUACAAUCUACAACAAAGACUCGGACCGGUUGCUGUGGGAAAUGAGGGCGACCAACAGGACCCCAAAUACCACCCCGGUCAGUACGGUGCUAAACUCGCCGGAUCUUACCGACCUGGACACGAAGAUGCGCUACCAGCACAGCACCCUGAUGCAGCACCAUCAGAUUAAGGUGGGCCGCAGUCCGGUCGGAAGUGGGGGCAACAAUGACAGUAAUAAUUCUACCAACCCGUCGAGCCCAACGCAGGUCCAUUCGCUGCAGGAGCACCCUGGUCAGUACCAAAUGCACCAACGGGAGGCUGCGUUCUCGUCGUUCUCUUUGUUGUCGGACGGAGAGAUGGUUGUGUUCGACGACAUCGAUACCGUAGGGAACAACUGGCGGAUGAGUGGGGACCAAGGUAUACUAGGGAGUUCCCCGGUGCCCUCGGAGAACGAGGACAGCUGCGGUUCCGACAGGGGGGGUAGUAGUGCUGCCGGACGGGACGGCGAUGGUGACGAGAGGAAUUACUACGAUGUGGAUAGCACGAAGAUUCAGCGGAUUAUCGGCGGGUUGACGAUCGCGGAGUACGAGGGUUCUCCGCGGAGGUUCGGUAAUAUCGAUCGGGAGGAUGUGGAACAAGGAGGUGGAAAGCCACCCGGGAGACCACGGCCGGGAUUUCCGAAGCGGGUGAUUUCACCAUGUUUAUCGGAAGCCAAUCAAACGCCGAGGGCCCAAUCUCAUCCGGAAUUGAUCGAUUUCAACGAGGAUGGCGAACCCGUCGAAGGCCGACGGCCCUUGAUUAUGACCAGCGAGAGUAAGUUCAAUCAAACGUACGUCGAUUAUUUCUCAUCCAGCAAUGAGCUUGAAGAGGCCGAUCAGCACAAUCAAACACCGACGAAUUUACUAACCAAUAACGAUAAUCUUAGUGGCGGUGGUGGAGGGAACGAUGAAAACUAUUUCUUUUCCUAUGGGAUCAAUCGGAAUGCUCAAAGCAACUCGUACGUCGGUCAGCGACUGGCUACCAAACCGAAUCUCAGUGAUGAUAUAGAGCGGGAUGAGGAUUCCGGUGAUCCUUUGCAGCGAGACGAACACCGGGUGGAACAGAGUUCUGAUGACAUUCAUCUCAGCAACAGCUAUCCGUACUAUCAAAAGCUUAAUAACAAUCACUACCAUUAUGCUAACUCGAACGCGCCCCAUGCGGACACUCAGCACUCUCAGCAACGCUUCUAUCAUUCCCAUUUCGCUCAUGCUCACGUCGGUUACGGGUCAAUCACAGGGGGUGGUGGGGAAUCAAGGGAUAUCGAGCUGUACAUUGACUCGGCGGGCAGUCGGAGUAGCGGAGGCGGUGAAUCGGAGCUGGAGCAGAGGUCGCACCAUGCGCACCAUCAACAUCAUCAUCAUCAUCAGCAGCAGCAACAGCACCAACAUCAGCAUCAACAUUCCAUCGAUAGUAAGUUGAGAAAUUUCACUCUUUCGCCGGAGACGACCGAUUACGAUUCGAACUGUGGCGAUCUGGACUCCGAAGUGUCCCUGCGCUACAUUGGGAAUGAAUAUGGUAUCUCCGGGGAUCUGAAUGGAUUAUCGGGACACGGAGGAAACGGUGGGACUAACGAUAGCGCCACGGACUAUGGUCGACUGUAUAGCAGUAUGCCAAUCCUCGAGGAUGGUCUCUCCAGUGGGCAUGCUUCCGAUACUGAGAACAAUCUACCUCUGCCCGGAUCGGGGAUUUCGAUAGUUAUGGACCAGCAUCAGCUGGCGGCUAGUGCUGGAGGUGCGGUCGAGACUGGUGUGCCAGCUGGGGUGGAGCAAGAGUCGGGGUAUCCUUUUAUAUCUUCCAUCAUGAUGGCUGCCGAGCAGCAGCAGCAGCAGCAGCAGCAGCAAGACCAACAACUGGACUCGAGUGACGUGGUACAGGAGGCUAUCAAAGACAUCAAAGCAGCUCUGCAGAAGACCAAAAUACUGCCUUCAACCGAGGGAAUCUCGGCGUUUGACUCCGAGCAGCAUGGACCCGAUGAGGCUGCAUCUCCUGUGUGGGUUCCCAGAUCAUACGACAAAUCCCGCGAGAGUUUGGAUUCCGAUCAGCCGGUGAAACUGUUGAGUGCGGACGAGGAGGAAGCGGACACCGAUUUGGAGACGGAUCGUCUCCUAGGCCAGCAGCGGUUAGAUGAGCAUGGUUUCGGCGAAGACAAGAGCUGGACGGAACGGCCAACGAUCCGAUCGGCACGGUCGCCAUCGGUGUCUCUGGUCAGCAAAAACCAGACCGCUAUCCGGGCCGGCGUUGGGACGCAACUGUCCGCCGAAUCGCCCGUGAACAACAACCUCGGUAUCACGGGUGUUUACGGGAACGGCGGCUCGAUGCAGUGUAUCACGACGGGGUCCGAAAAGGAGGACCUCAAGCAGCAGCCACUCACGCCUCCGGGCGAAACCAGUCCGGUGCUCAAAAGUGACAAAAAAGGCAAAAGCAAAACAAAGGAAGGCCUCCUAAAUCCCUCAGUACUGAUCGAGGGCGUUCUGUUCCGAGCGCGCUAUCUCGGCUCGACCCAGCUGGUGUGCGAGGGUCAGCCAACGAAGUCGACCCGCAUGAUGCAAGCCGAGGAGGCGGUUUCGAGGAUUAAGGCACCUGAGGGCGAAUCUCAACCGAGCACCGAGGUGGAUCUGUUCAUUUCGACGGAAAAAAUAAUGGUGCUCAAUACUGAUCUGAAGGAGAUCAUGAUGGACCACGCGUUGCGCACCAUCUCUUACAUUGCCGACAUCGGAGAUCUGGUGGUUCUGAUGGCACGAAGACGCUUCGUACCGCAGGAUGUGGAUCCGGGGGAUCCGGCGGCUCCGUUGGCGACAGCUGUGCAAGCUACCAUCAAUGCCGGGACUACCACUACCGGGGCCACCGACAGUGGCGGUAGUCCACCAAAGAAAUCCCUGCCGCGGGGUAACCGGACGCCUAAAAUGAUCUGCCACGUGUUCGAGAGCGAGGAGGCCCAAUUUAUCGCCCAGUCGAUCGGGCAGGCCUUCCAGGUGGCCUACAUGGAGUUCCUGAAGGCGAACGGAAUUGAGGAUCAUAGUUUUAUGAAGGAAAUGGACUACCAGGAGGUGCUCAAUAGUCAGGAGAUAUUCGGGGAUGAGUUGGAGAUAUUCGCCAAGAAGGAGCUGCAGAAGGAGGUUGUGGUGCCGAAAGCGAAAGGGGAAAUACUGGGGGUUGUGAUCGUUGAGUCGGGCUGGGGAUCGAUGCUACCAACAGUGGUGAUAGCGAAUUUGGCGUCCACAGGGGCGGCAGCCAGGUGCGGCCAGUUGAACAUUGGCGACCAGAUUAUAGCGAUCAACGGGUUGAGUUUGGUGGGACUGCCACUGUCCACCUGCCAGGGUUACAUUAAGAACACAAAGAAUCAGACGGCUGUGAAGUUUACCGUUGUACCGUGUGCGCCUGUGGUGGAGGUGCGAAUCAAGCGACCAAAUACGAAGUAUCAGCUCGGGUUCAGCGUGCAGAAUGGAGUGAUAUGUAGCUUGCUGCGGGGAGGCAUUGCCGAGCGGGGCGGUGUUCGUGUUGGCCACCGAAUAAUCGAAAUCAACAGCCAAAGUGUUGUGGCGGUACCACACGAGAAAAUAGUCAAUCUGCUGGCGACAUCUGUUGGCGAGAUUCAUAUGAAAACGAUGCCCACGUCGAUGUUCCGAUUGCUCACGGGGCAGGAAAAUCCUGUCUAUAUAUAAGGUGGGCGCAUCGACACCGACGAUCAAGUAUACAAAAGGUACUGAAACGAAACGCAGGUUUGGGCCCAUUCUUGGUGUUGGCCUCUUUCUACUAGAUAAAUUGAUGAAACACAAACGCUUUUAUGUUGAUACAAUAAUUUCGACACGAAACCAAGAGAUUGAAAGCAGAUAGGAUGUUAUUGAUGAAAAGUGAUGAGUAGUGUAGGUAUAGUUAAAACAAAAAGCGGAUCUCCUCAUCUGAUAACGAAGGAAAAACUAAAACUAAACCAGAUUUCAACCAACCAUUGUUCUUGCUCAGCUCGGACCAUUUUUUGGGGGCCUAACAGACGCAUCGCCACGUGCUGUUCACGCACAGUUCAAUACCAGCGCGCGUGAGUUACUUCUCUUUGUACGCAUACAUACACCUACGGAAACCUUUCUUCCACACACCGCAGCAUCAAAGCUCUGAGCUCCGUGACCAAAGUAAUAAUACUCUAUAUUAUGCCAGCGACGCCGGAAUAAUAACCGAAAAAAAGUUAUUCAAACAGCAGAAAUUAAUCAGGAGCAAUGUACACACAAUAGAUUAGAUCGGACAAAUUAUUCGAUUUCGAAUGAAGACGGAAAAAAAAACGAGAAAGAAAACGCUCGAACAGUAUAAAGUAUAAACAAAGAAAAGAAUUUAUUCUUAGCAAUAUAUACGUAUACAUAAAAAAAACCAAAUUGCAUCAAAUAUAAAACAUUGAAUCCAGCCAAAAGUGGUCGGCUUGAAUAGUGCUCUGCUUGUGCGCUUGAGCGGCGACAGCAUGUGGGAAAAUGUCGCAGAACACACACACACCAUCAAAAGCAACAUCGAGCAACACUCAUAGACACACGGAGACACAUACACACUACUAGUAAAGAAGCAAGCGCGUAAACAAAACUUAAGGUAAUUAUUACAAUACAUGUUAUACACACAUACUAUAUACUAAGUGAACGAAGCAAAAGCAAAAAAUUGAACAAAGCAAAAAGCAAAACAAACAAAAAAAUAUUUAUUGUGAUAAUAAGCAAGUAAUCAUCUCAAAACAAUCAGCAUCAAGACGUAAAGGUUGUUGAGAAUAAAGAAGAGUGAAAAAAGUGGGGAGGAAAUUAUUGAAAUGAGGCGGAAGUUUAGUAUGCAUGUGGAGAAGAAGGAAAGAAUUCCGUUCUUGCUCGACCGAAAAAAAUGGUUGGCUUAUAUCAUUUGUUUUUGUUUGCAUUGAUUAAUUUAUUGAGUGAAUGAAACAAUUUUCGAAUUCAAUUGAA
Molecule: messenger RNA, 5540 nt
Organism: Toxorhynchites rutilus septentrionalis
Lineage: Eukaryota; Metazoa; Arthropoda; Insecta; Diptera; Culicidae
Gene: X11L
Product: amyloid-beta A4 precursor protein-binding family A member 2
Exons: 11
Coding region: 495-4280 (1261 amino acids)
Biological process (GO): chemical synaptic transmission
Cellular component (GO): plasma membrane; cytoplasm; dendritic spine
Molecular function (GO): protein binding
Source: RefSeq, a predicted model, not a curated record